CCCAUACAUUCUUUAAACACAAGGGUCCCUCAAGAAAAAGGGAAUCGAAUCAAAUAGAGAAGAAACCAAAAUUCCUUUCUUAGCUAGGAAGUCCGCAUAAUUGAAGCACUUUGAAUGAAUGGCUCUUAUCUUCUUCUUCCAUUAAUCUCUCCUAUCACACUUUUCUCUCAUCCUUUCCUCUCAUUUCUAUCUCUUCACAAAGAACGUCGUUCAAGUUGCUCAAGAUCUUCACGGAAUUGUUUUCGGUUUGCUACUCCUGUUUUCAUUCAUAGCUUCGUGCAUCUUUCAACCAAAAAUUAAAUAGAAAAAAGUGAGCAUUCCCGUCUCUUCUCUUCACCGACCUUAGACUACCUUUCUCGUCACUGUCGAGCCCUUCCUCCUCACCUCCGACUUGUUAUUCUCCUCACCGUCGGCAUGCCUCUGCUUUACUAGUUCAUCUCUGCCGUUCGUCUGUUUUCUGUCUUGUGCUGAGCUGAAUCUCUGCUCUUUUCUUUGUUGUUCUGUGGUGGAAAAGGGUGCGCUCAUGCGUGUAUGUUCAGCUUUUCUUUUCUUUCUCCUCAACAGUUGGAAGUCUAUGUGUGUAUGGUAAUCUGAUUUGUGUGUUUGCUUGCUGAAAUUUUCUGUCUUCUUCUUUCCUCGGUUCUGCUCUGUUUCGUGGCUUACAAAGGUGGUGUAUGCACGCAUGUUCGGACCUUCUUUUUCUUCCUCCUCAGUUGCUGAAAGUUCCAUGUGUGUGUGUGUGUAUGGUAGCUCGACUAUUUUGUUUGCUGGCUGAAUUUUGGUCUUCUUCCUUCUCGUGCGUGUGGAAACUUGCUCUUCUUUGUUCCUUCUUCAAUGUUAAGCACGUUUGAUUUAUAGCUGCUGUCACUGUGUUUUAUUGAGUUGAUUUUGCACUUCUAAUAGAUCAUUGUGGGGCCCUUUUGCUUUUUUGGAAAGGAGGAAGCCUAUUGCGAUUGUUGUUUUGGGAUUACUUGCAUCAAAGAAAUUGAUGGAAACUACCGCUAUCAUCAAAAGACAGUUACUCCAUGUUGGUCAUGUCAAGAAGAUGGAACUUGCAUAUUUCUCUUUAAAUUCAAAAUCAACAUUGUUCACUUUAUCAAUGGCAUCAAUUUUAUUGUGGGAAGAAUUGAUAAUCAGAAAAUGUGAUGGAUUGAAGCACUUGGUGACAAGUGAUGGAGAUGAUUAUAAAGAUCAAAAGAAUUGCAUCUCCAUUUUUCCAAACUUGAAGAAGCUAAAAAUCAGGGAGUGUAAUGACAUGGAAUUUUUAUUUCCAUCCACAAUAUCUUUGGAAAUUAAAAAUUUAAGGUCUUGGACUAUCAAAGAUGCUCCUAAACUAACAUAUAUUGUAGGGAAAUACCAACAAAAGGAUAUUUUUGCAAAUCAAAAUCAACAAAAUGAGCUACAACUUGAUCUCCUUGCUUUGCAGUUCCUUUGCUUUCAAGGUGAACCAAAUGUGGUAAGCAUUUGUGCCAUGAAUUUUGAUUUCCUAGUGCCACAAUCUCUUCAAACAAUUUCUUUGGCCGAUUGUGGCAUUAAAUCUUUUAAUGAGUGGAAGUUUUGCACAAGUGAAGAACACUUGGAUUGGAAAAUCACCAAGCAGAAAACAAAUGCAUCCAAAGACGGAGUCACCAACUUACAAGUAGUCCAAAGCCCGCUAAUUCAAUCAUUGAAAAAUAUCAAGGAUAUGAAACUCCAAAACUGUUCAAAGCUUAUAUCAUUGUUCGCUCUACCAACUGCCUCAACGGUUUUGUUGGAAAAUUUGACAAUCCAAAGUUGUCAUCAACUGAAGUGUAUUGUAGAAGAUGAAGACAAUGCUCAAGGUUCCAGGAAUUGCUACUACAUUUUCCCAACAUUAAAGAAUCUAGAAAUUGAGGAUUGUGAAGGGUUGGAAUUUUUAUUUCCAUCUUCAUCAUUUGUGCAACUUAAGAGUCUCAAGUCUUUAACUAUCAAGGGUGCUUCUGAGCUAAAAUAUGCCAUUGAAAAAUAUCAGAGCAUGAGGAUUAUUUAUCAAAUCAAAAUCAACAUCAUGAGAUGCACUUUGAUCUGCCAGUUUUAGAGUUCCUUUGCUUUCAACACAUCCCAAAAAUGAGACUAUAUUUAUCUACAGAUGUAGUUCAUCGAACUUUUCAAGCAACUCAAAGCCUCGCAAUGCCAUCAUUGAUCAACAUCAAGAAGAUGGAACUCGUGAAUUGUGCCAACUUAAUAUCAUUGUUUGCUCCACAUGAUGCCUCAAUCCUUUCCUUGGAAGAACUCACAAUCGAAAGCUGUCAUCAACUAAAAUGCAUUGUAGCAGAUGAAGGAGGUGCUACAGCUCAUAUGAAUCACAAAUCCAUCUUUCCAAAGUUGAAACGUCUAGACAUUUCAUUUUGCAAUGCAAUGGAAUAUCUAUUUCCAGCAUCUACUUUUAGAUCCCCCAUGCAUUUGGAAUGUCUUUCAAUCUUCGGAGCACAUGAGUUGGAAUAUGUGUUGGGAAGAAGCUCUCAUGAUUACAAUUUAUCUCAUCAGAAUGAGAAUAUCAAAACUUGCAUUGAUUUCCCUACUUUAAAAGAACUAUGGAUAUAUUAUGUGCCAAAACUUGUCAACUUGUGUCCCGAAAACUUUUGUUUGAAAGGGUUAUUUAUGAAGUUCAUUAAACUAGA
This is a messenger RNA of Prosopis cineraria, 2639 nucleotides long. RefSeq lists its product as uncharacterized. Lineage: Eukaryota; Viridiplantae; Streptophyta; Magnoliopsida; Fabales; Fabaceae. Bases 989 to 2056 code for a protein of 355 amino acids. The transcript is spliced from 7 exons. The record is from RefSeq and is a predicted model, not a curated record.